Molecule: messenger RNA, 675 nt
Organism: Linnemannia hyalina
Lineage: Eukaryota; Fungi; Mortierellomycota; Mortierellomycetes; Mortierellales; Mortierellaceae
Source: the annotation of a GenBank genome assembly
AUGCCCAUCGCCAAGAUCUCGCCCUCGUUGCUCUCCGGAGACUUUGGCAUCCUCGCUGCAGAGUGCAAACGCAUGGUCUCCCACGGCGCCGACUGGCUUCACAUGGAUGUGAUGGACGGCCACUUUGUCCCCAACAUCACGAUCGGAGCCCCCGUCAUCUCCUGCCUGACAAAGCACCUGGACGCCUUCCUUGACUGCCACAUGAUGGUCUCCCACCCCGAGAAAUGGGUCGAUGACUUUGCCAAGGCCGGCGCAUCCCUCUACUGCUUCCACAUCGAGGCCACCCAGGACGCCUCGGCCCUCAUCGACCAGAUCCAUGCCGCUGGCAUGAAGGCUGGCGUUGCCGUCAAGCCCAAGACCCCUAUCUCUACGGUGAUGGACCUGGGCCACAAGAUGGAUAUGUGUCUUGUCAUGACUGUCGAGCCUGGUUUCGGAGGACAGAGGUUUAUGGCAGAGUGCAUGCCCAAGGUCAAGGAGCUCCGUGCCAAGUACCCCGAUCUGGAUAUCGAGGUCGAUGGUGGAAUUGCCGCCGAGAACAUUGAUGCGGCUGCCAAGGCUGGUGCUAAUGUUAUUGUUGCAGGAACUUCGAUCUUCAAGGCGGACGAUAUUACCGGUACUAUCGAGAGCUUCAGGACAAUCGUCAACACCGAACAGGAGCUCUUGGCCAAGAAGUAA